UAUAGAAAUAUAAAUGCAGUAUGCAAAUAGAGCGCAAUCCGAUGAGUUUUAUUUCCUCCAAGUUACAACAGUGGCGACGAGGAUUAAAGUAAAUUAAAUAUCCUAAAUUAAAUUAAGGUAAACGCGUUUGAUAAAUACCUAAAAGUAAAUUAAUAUUAAAUCCAAAUAAAUAUACCUAAUAAAAUAAAAUGGCCGCGCUUCUCGGUAGAAUUCAAGAAUACAAAAUCGAAGAUAAAAACUGGUCGUCAUAUAUCGAUCGCGCGAUUAAAACAGUAUUUUAAGGUGAACGAAAUUGAGGCUAGCAAGCAUACGCCAAUAUUAAUUACCGUCAUCGGAGGGGAAGCGUUUGACUUAAUGGUGGAUUUGUGCAACCCCAGAAGAUAAAAAGUUUGAAGAUCUAGUCAAGCUGAUGCAAGACCAUCUCCAGCCGCAACCAUCCGAAAUAGCGGAAAGAUAUAAAUUUCGCCAACGCAAGCAGGACGUUGGGGAGUCAGUGGCAGUGUACAUGGCUAAUUAAAAAAAAAUUAGCUAAAGAUUGCAAAUUUGGAGAAAAAUUUGAGGAAAAUCUGCGAGACCAAUUAGUCUUCGGGCUCAAGAGUGAAACCACCCGACAGCGAUUGUUCGUGGAGAAGUCACUCACGUUCCAUAAAGCACAGGAAAUUGCUGUGGGGAUGGAAGCAGCAGAGACCAACUCCCAUUUGAUCGCCGGAACUUCGUCAGUAGCGGCGGUUCAUAAAUUGCAGGCGACGAGGAGAAGGGUAGCGUGCAAGGAAGAGUCCAAAGAAAAGGGUCAGCGCAGUGGAUACCGAAGGAGCAGGUGAAAUCACUGUGUUGCGAAUUAAUCGAGGUAGUAAAUGUUUAUUACAUGAGCUGCAGAAACUUAUCAUCCCCAUCUUUGAAAUUGAAGCGUGAAGUGAAUAAGGACUAAAGUCAAACUAUAGUUUGAGAAAUGACGAGAAGAGCAGUAUGGAAGGUGAUCAGUCGCAGAUACUACUCAACAGAUCGUCCAUUUUCAACGGUCGUCCUUCCAGAGAUGUUAGAAGAUUACCAGCGGGAAACGGUCGAGAAAACAAUACCCAAGUCUUACAGCGAGGUUCCAGGUCCACGAUCAUUACCAAUUGUCGGUAACACAUGGCGAUUUGCUCCAGUGAUAGGCCAAUAUCAGAUUUCGGAUUUGGACAAACUGAUGUGGUCGCUCUUCGAAACGUACGGCAAAAUCGUAAAGGUAUCCGGACUGAUCGGGCAUCCAGAUCUCCUAUUCGUUUACGACGGCGACGAAAUUAAGAAGGUUUUCCGAGGCGAGGAGGAAAUGCCGCGCAGACCUUCCAUGCCUUCGCUGCACUACUACAAGGAGAUUUUGCGCAAAGAUUUCUUCGACGGAAACGCCGGAGUUAUCGGAAUACAUGGGCCCAAAUGGGACGAAUUUCGGAAGCAAGUUCAACAAAUUGUUCUUCCGCCUUCGACCGCAAGGAAGUACAUACAGCCGCUGAACGUUAUCGCUGGGGAGUUUUUAGAAAGAAUGGAAGAAUCCCUAGAUGAGAACAAGGAGUUGCCCGAUAAAUUCCUGUACGAAAUCUACAAAUGGGCUUUGGAAUCGGUCGCAAGAGUUUCCUUGGACACACGCCUUGGAUGUCUAGACAGAAAUUUGAAUGAAAAUUCCGAAUCGCAACGAAUUAUCAAUUCGAUCAACACCUUCUUUUGGAACGUCUCCGAAGUUGAACUGAAAAUGCCGAUAUGGAGGUUUUACAAGAAUAAGGCUUUCACGAAGUAUAUUGGCGCACUGGAAGAUUUUCGAACAUUAUGCAUGAAAUACAUAACUCGAACCGUCGAAAAUAUCUCUAGUAGGUCAGCAAUCGACAAGCAAGAGGAAGACAUAUCGAUCGUAGAAAGAAUUUUCUUGAAAACCGGAAAUAGCAAAGUUGCGGCGGUCCUGGCGCUAGACUUGUUGCUAGUUGGUGUUGAUACGACUUCGAUAGCGUUAGCCUCUACUUUGUAUCAACUUUCACAAAACCAAGACAAACAGCAAAAGGUUUACGAAGAGCUUUGCUCAAUUCUACCAGAGGCUGGCUCGGCAAUUGACAGUAACGCCCAGGAGAACUUGCACUAUCUUAAAGCCUGCAUUAAGGAAACCUUAAGAAUGUAUCCCGUUAUUAUUGGUAAUGGACGAAGUCUGUCCAAUGACACUGUGAUUGGCGGAUACAUGGUACCCAAAGGGACUCACAUCAUUUUUCCGCACCUGGUCGUGAGUAACAUCGAAGAGUACUUCGACCAACCCCACAAAUUCGUGCCGGAACGCUGGUUAAAAACGGAAAUGGCCGGCUGUCCGAUUCAGCACAAGAAGAUACAUCCGUUCGUAACGUUGCCCUUCGGCUACGGCCGUAGAGCGUGCCUAGGUAGACGGUUUGCGGAGAUGGAGCUACAAAUUCUCCUAGCCAAGAUAUUCAGGAAGUACAAAGUUGAGUACAAUUAUGGAUCAUUAACCUACGAAAUAACGCCCACUUAUGUGCCAAAAGAACCACUAAAGUUUAAGCUAACUUUAAGGUAGUUUAACCCUCGAUAUACAUUGACAAUUCGUUACUUGGAGUGAUGGUAUGAGAAAAUGCCCGCGAGGCACUCGUCACCAUUAAGUCACUGCAAUUUACGUGUAUAUACAGCGAAUCAAUUUGUAUUUUUCUACGACAUAUUCACUGCCUCAAACGAAUUUAGGUAAAUUUAUA
This is a messenger RNA of Photinus pyralis (common eastern firefly), 2717 nucleotides long. Its product is annotated as probable cytochrome P450 49a1. The record is from RefSeq and is a predicted model, not a curated record. The transcript has 12 exons. Lineage: Eukaryota; Metazoa; Arthropoda; Insecta; Coleoptera; Lampyridae. The coding region runs from base 950 to 2545 and encodes 531 amino acids. Gene Ontology annotation, molecular function: oxidoreductase activity, acting on paired donors, with incorporation or reduction of molecular oxygen; iron ion binding; heme binding.